AUGUCUGAUUCAUCGUCUUCCACGACCAGUGGUGGGAUACACGUAAGAACUCCGGGAAUACCUAUUAAGUGUUGGUGCGGGGAGUGCAUCAAGGAGCUCAUCUCCAAAACCAAUCACAAUCCAUAUCGCCGGUAUUAUCGGUGUCGCUAUGCGGCUCAAAGGAAUCUUGGGAAUGACAAUCACAUCUUCAAAUGGGUUGAUGAAGCUUUCACUGAUGAGAUACAACAAUUGGACUACCAAGUUCGAAUGCUAGAAGAAGAAGUUCAAGUACUCAAAGAAACAAUAACGAGUGGUCCCAAAAUAAUGAAAGGAGGUUGUCUUAUUCUGGGUCUCGGUGUCGUUGUAGUUGUAGGAAUUUUGAUGUACAAGUAA
Molecule: messenger RNA, 372 nt
Organism: Brassica napus (rape)
Lineage: Eukaryota; Viridiplantae; Streptophyta; Magnoliopsida; Brassicales; Brassicaceae
Exons: 2
Coding region: 1-372 (123 amino acids)
Molecular function (GO): zinc ion binding
Source: RefSeq, a predicted model, not a curated record